Paramacrobiotus metropolitanus is the source of this 2061-nucleotide messenger RNA. RefSeq lists its product as uncharacterized. Bases 525 to 1763 code for a protein of 412 amino acids. NCBI's taxonomy places the organism in Eukaryota, Metazoa, Tardigrada, Eutardigrada, Parachela, Macrobiotidae. The transcript is spliced from 3 exons. The record is from RefSeq and is a predicted model, not a curated record.
UCAGUUUUCGAACCAAUGAUUUGAUCGAGAGUACUUAAGCCUGGCACGAUGCCAGAUUGCAGACACAAGUUUCAAAUUUUCAAUCAAUCAGUUGCUCCACAAAUCAGUUGUAGCCUUGUUACAGUAUGUUCUGCUCCUAUUUAAGUGUAAAUUUAAAUCGGGAAUCGGGAUGCAUUGACUGGUAUCCUAUUGGGACUGAAAUCAUUCAAGUCACAUUGGUUUGCACUUGGGAACAUCAUUGAGUCCCUACGAACAGAUUUUAUCAAGUUUUGUCAUUAAUGUUGUGCGCUUCAGACGAGUGUUUUGGUUCUACUUGAAAAACAUCCAGUCUUAUAAUUUUUGUCGUAGCCUUUGAGUCUUUGACAGUUUUGAAUGAGUACUUCGUGCUAUUAAUUGAAUUUAUUAUGAUUACAUUUCACUAUCUCUGGUGAAAUUCUGUUCAUAAGGUUUUACAUGGGUAAAGCCAUAAAGAGUUUAUCAAAGUUCAAAAGUGACUGUGAAAUAUUUGGGAUUUGAGCGGCGAAAUGGAUAAACGCAACGGGCAUGGUAGCCACGAUUUGGUGGAGAGUUUGCCUGCUAAUUUUAACAUAAAACAGGCCAUCCUUCAAAAUGCGGACCUUACCAAAGAUCUGGAAGAGCAAAUAUCAAACGUGGAGAUCGCUGAGCAUAUUACAUCGCGUUCAUCGUUUGAUGCCGCGAGUAAUGGUAUUGAUAAUCAAAGCCCAUGCUCUUCCCGAAGCUCCAAGAUGAUCGCUAAUAUUUCUCCUGUGAGCACUCGUGCCAGACGGAUGAUAGAACCAAUUUCCGAGGCAGUUCUGCCCGUUUCCAAUCGGAUAGCACAUAAUAUUGCACCACUUAAGAGAAAUCUACAGCGGUGUGAGACAACAGUUGUCUCAUCGAAUAGAAAUACUUCCAAUUUAAGCCGAUAUCAUUCGAUGCUUGGUGAUGCAAAUCCGGUGAAGACGCGUGGAUCGUUAACAUCAUCCGACGAAGAAAAUACAGAGAAGGAAAAAGUUGACCCCGUUUCGUUUUCCGCCACAGGUGCUACAAUUUCCUCGAGUGCUACUCAAACUCCUGAAGAUAUGAAUUCUUCCGACAGUGAGUUUACGGAUGAGGAAGCUGAUAAAACGCAGAUCAACCAACCAGCGCCGGCAAGAGAAAGUACAAGUGAAUCGUCAGGCGAUAGUACUUCGGAGACGGAAGAAUGGGAUAGCGAAGCGGAUACCCAUACCUCUACUGAUGAAAACGACGAUCCAGAACGACAACCUAAACCGUCUUAUUACCAAGUUAUUGAUCCUGCGCCCCUGACUAUGGAAAAGCCCCACUCUGCACAGCGUCCACAGAACGGCCGCAGUCUGAAAGAGCAGUAUGUCGCGUCACUGCCAUGGAUGCGGCGUCCAGCAUUCAGCUCAAUGCAAUUCCCAUCAGUAAAUACAAAUAAUCAUCCCCGGCGUGCGGGUAUGAAUGCCAUACCACCCAGCCAUUCCUUUCCUCAAGAAUUUUUUCAAAUGGUCUCUAACCCAUUUUUCAAUACAUCCCUUCACGAAGCGUACCGGCAAGCAUGUGCUUUUAAAGAUUGGUACGAGGCAAAUUUUCCAGAGCAGUCUCGACAUGAAUUUGUUGAAGAACAGUUAGUAAAUGGUCAAGUACGCAAGUCAGCGAAUGAGGUGAUUGACCCGGCUUCAUCCAGAAAGGCACUACCCGGCCGGAUACAUGCUAGUACAUCUUCUGCUCCUGGCUCUAGUAAAAGAUACUCACAGUGAUGUACACAAUUCGGUAUGUCUGAUCUCGCUGUUUAUAUGUUCAAAUUUCAGUUGAAGUUUUUCCGAGGAUCUGCAUACUACCGGAAUCCACUCCACCGCUACGGUUAUUUAUUUGUUGUGCACUUCGUAAUUGUUGGUAGGCUCAGUAUGAGCACUGUGAGUGUGAGAGGACAAAACCUGCUGCAGAAUUGUGUCAGUUCUGUUGUGUUCAGUGUUGAAAUUACUGGAAGAAUAAAGUUAUGUUCAUUUUGUCGCUGUUUCAGACCCAGUACUCAAGUGGUAUGACUUUGAUUUGGUU